Archocentrus centrarchus (flier cichlid) is the source of this 3468-nucleotide messenger RNA. RefSeq names its product anoctamin 10a (gene ano10a). Lineage: Eukaryota; Metazoa; Chordata; Actinopteri; Cichliformes; Cichlidae. The transcript has 16 exons. The record is from RefSeq and is a predicted model, not a curated record. The coding region runs from base 132 to 2132 and encodes 666 amino acids. Gene Ontology annotation, cellular component: plasma membrane. Gene Ontology annotation, molecular function: chloride channel activity. Gene Ontology annotation, biological process: chloride transmembrane transport.
AGUACUGCGGAAGUGGUCUUUCUGUCAGAUCUAAACGUCGCUGUGUAGCAGAGGGUGUUGAUGAGCUGAGCGCGGUUCCCGAGCAAGAACAGCUUCCUGCAAACAUCUGGUUGUCCGGGGAGGGGGAGACGAUGCUGCGGGAGCCGUCAGUAGACAGCAGCGGCUCCAGGUUCACCCCUCUGGUGGUGCUGGAGCUGACCUCAGACGCCAAGGAGGAGGCCAUCGCCUGGCUGCUGAGCCGGAUAAGAGACCGGGAACAGAAUGGAGGUGCUGAGCUGCUGGUGGAGCAGCUGGGACCUGGAGUCGGGGCGGAGGAGAAGGAAAACCCCAACAUGUUUCUGGUGGGGGCCUCAGUGCAGAGGCUGCUCUGUGGUGCUGAGAGUCUGGGCCUCUUUAAGGAGUACAAUGAUGGGUCCAUGCGGGCCUUCACCUACGCCAACAAGCACAACUUCAAAGAUUUUACAGGGGAUGGAGACAGCUUCCUCAGUACGGCUGAGUGUCAGUGCAUCAUCAAGCAUGAGCUGGACACACUGCGAGCCAGAGAUGAGACCCAUGUACCAGGAUACGCCCAGGCCAAGCUCUACCCUGGGAAAUCUAUCAUUCGCAGACUGCUGUCCAAAGGAAUCUUGAUCCAAAUGUUUCCUCUGCAUGAAAAAGAAGAACUCAAGAGACUUUGUUUUUCCUGGUAUAAAAAAGUGAAACUGUCCCUUCAGCCUCUGGAUGACAUCAGACACUAUUACGGUGAGGGCCAGGCUCUCUACUUUGGCUUCCUGGAGUACUUCACCUUUGCUCUGCUGCCGAUGGCCCUCAUUGGGUUGCCUUACUAUCUGUUUGACUGGGAGAACUACGACAAAUACAUCGUCUUUGCUGUGUUCAACGUGAUCUGGUGCACAGUUAUCCUGGAGUUAUGGAAGCGUCACAGUGCCUCACUAGCCUACCGCUGGGGCACACUGUGCAUGAAAAAGGCCUUUGAAGAACCUCGACCGGGCUUUCACGGCGUGCUUGGGUUCAACCCUGUGACGGGACGUGAAGAGCCCAUCUACCCCACCUCCAAGAGGCAUCUGCGCAUCUACCUCGUGUCUCUGCCCUUCGUCCUGGUCUGCCUCUACCUGUCCCUCUACGUCAUGAUGAUCUACUUCCAGAUGGAGGGGUGGGCGCUGUCCGUCUAUGAUGAGGACCCCACAUUCUGGACAGAAAUCCUGCUCUUCAUCCCCAGUGUCAUCUAUGCUGUGGUCAUAGAGGCCAUGAACCUCAUCUACAGAUACGCUGCCGAGUUCCUCACUAACUGGGAAAAUCACAGGCUCGAGUCUUCGUAUCAGAAUCACUUGGUCCUCAAAGUAUUAGUGUUCAACUUCUUCAACUGUUUCGCAUCACUGUUCUACAUCGCCUUUGUCAUGCAGGACAUGGCGCUGCUGAGACACAGUCUGGCGACCUUGUUGAUCACCAGUCAGAUCUUGAAUCAGUUCAUGGAGGCCUUCUUGCCCUACUGGCUGCAGAGGAGACGCAACAAAAAGAUGAUUCGUAAAGUCCAGAAGAGAAGAAUUCUCGAGGGCAAAGAGCUCCCUCUGCCAGAGCAGGUCCGGCUUGAGGCUGACAUGAGCACGUACUUGGGCACAUUUGAUGACUACCUGGAGCUCUUCCUGCUGUUUGGUUACGUCAGUCUGUUCUCCUGCGUCUUCCCUCUGGCUGCCGUCCUCGUGGUGUUAAACAACAUCACUGAGGUUUACUCUGAUGCCUUCAAGAUGUGUCAAGUGUUCAAACGGCCCUUCUCUGAUCCAGCUGCAAACAUCGGAGUUUGGCAGCUCGCCUUUGAGGCCAUGAGUGUGAUAGCUGUUGUGACCAACUGUGCGCUGAUCGGCCUGUCACCACAAGUCAGAGCCUACUUCCCCGAGUCAGACACACAGCUCAUACUGUGGAUUGUGGCUAUCGAGCAUGGACUGCUGGCCUUCAAGUUCAUCCUGACCUUCCUCAUCCCAGACGUUCCCAAAUACAUCCAGAAUGAACUGGCCCGUCUGGAGUUUGAAUCACUGGAGGCCUUCAAGAAGAAGAAACAGCUCCAUGGAGGAAAAUGCUGGAAGCCUCGGAGCUCAGCAAGAUCCAGUGAGGAAGACAGGAGUGCCUGCAGAUACUGAUGCUGACACACUGUGGUUUACAUCCCCAUUCUGACACUCUGCAUGUGUGUGUGUGUGUGUGUGUGUGUGUGUGUGUGUGUGUGUGUGUGUGUGUGUGAGAAAAACAAAUGUUACUUUUAGAGUUUGUGUGGUUGUUUUUUUUUCCUGCACACUGUUAAUCUCCUCACUGCAUCACUGAACAGUUUUACUGUUCCACUGGAAGGUUGACGGUUGGUUCAGGUGCCUUGCUGCGUACCAAAUAUGUUGCUUUUUAAAUUGGAUGCACUGUAAGGUUUUGUGUUGGGGUUGUGCGUACACAGGGUGUGAGAUAAAUGUUUACAUCACAGAGGGAUGCUGUAAACAACACCUACUGUAGAAAAUAUUGAUUUUAUAUCCAAGUAACUUUGUGUCGGGUUCAGUUUAGUCGGUUUAUGAUGAUGCACAUGUUGAAGUUUGUUAAAGCUGCUUUUCAUGCUCAGCACAUCAAAUAUGGAAGGACAAAUAGGCCAAAAAGAUAUAAAGCUUUAAAUCAGCUUGACCUCUAAUUGUGAAAUUGAAUCACUGUAAAUGAUCUGAGCACAGUUUAGUUUGUUUUUUUAUUUUAAUGGCCACAGUCCAUAAAAAGAGCAGGUGUACUCAGAGGCUGCAUACCUUCAAUAAAGACUGAGCUGUUAGCUUUCUAAUAUGAAAUGCAUUUAAAAAUGAAGAUCAUCUGUUCAGAGCUGCAGCGUUUGCAGAGCCUCAGGGUGUGACUGCAGGAAGGAAACCCUCCUGAUGUUUGCAUCACAGGCGGCUAAUCCUGUUAGCUAGCUAUCCACGUGGAACAGUAAGCUUUUACUUUGAAAUCCUAAAACACUUGUCAUUUUAACGUCAUCUUAUGAGACAUUCACACUCACUGGGGUAACCAGGAGAACACAACCAAACCGACGCAGAAACGCUCCGAGCUGCUCUGGUUGCUUUCUGCAGGUCAUGUGAUUGAAUCUGAAUUCAAAUCACAUCGAAGUCUUUCAAAGUAACCUGAUAAAGUCGGAGGUAUUCCCCUUCUCUGAAUUUGAAAUCCCACAGUAAGAUCCAUUUCCUGGCAGUCCCGUGCUUCUGUACCCAGAUGAUUGAUUUUAUUGGGCUGUCUUGUUGGCAUGUGACGUCUUCAGCGUAUUACAGCUCUGACCAGUUGUGUUGUACAGACUCUGGUGUUAAGUAUUAAAUGCACUCUUAUAAAAUCCCCGGUGCCUUGCAAAGCAGUGCGGUCCCAAAUAUCUGCUUUUAUACGCUCUACACAGUAUUUCUGUAGCAAAGACAUGUACUGAAACUGUAACAGCUGAUUGGACCCUACAAAUAAAGUCAGAGAUCAAAUGUG